AUGUGUGCUGCUGUUCGAGCAGCUACUGCUUCAAAUGCUCGUAUCUUGUCUUCAUUAAAACCACCUCCAAAUGUAGUUGUCGUUGGUGGUACAUCAGGUAUUGGUCGAGCAAUAGCUCUUUCAGUAGCUCGUCAUUGUCCAUCGGCUGAUAUUACUAUUAUCGGACGAAAUGAAUCUGCUGCUAAUUCUAUUCUAUCACAAUUAGGUUCAAGUUCCAAAUUUCUUCGUGCCGAUGUUUCACUUCUGUCAGAAAUUCGAGCCGUAACAAAAAAGAUCAAUAAAGUAGACAUGCUGAUAUUAACACAAGGCAUUUUAACAAUGGCAGGUCGAACACCAACAACGGAAAAUAUUGACAAUAAAUUGGCUUUACAUUACUACGGUCGUGUUUUAUUCGUACAAGAACUUCUUCCACUACUUCGUUUGUCGUCCAAUGGAAGCAAAGUUCUAUUCGUAUUGGACAGUGUCAAUGGCAAUCCGUCGAAAAUAAAUUGGAAUGAUAUGGCACUUGAAAAUUCCUAUUCUCUUUCUUCAGCUGCUCAACAUGCGACGUCAUUCACUGAUCAUGUCAUACAAUAUUUUGCUUUGCAACCAGAAAAUAGAAAUAUAACAUUUACUCACGCAUUGCCAGGAUUUGUUCGUACGCCAAUUAUUGAUAGUUUACCAUUUUGGGCUCGAUUACCAUUAAAAUGUAGCUUAGCCUUAGGUUUAGGUGUCAGUCCAGAAGAUUGUGCCGAACUAAUGAUUUAUGGAAUGUUUGGAACAGAGAAAGGCUAUCGAUAUGUUGAUGAUAAGGGUGAAACAGUCAACAAAAAGCAUCCAAUACAAGAAGACAUGGUAACAAAAGUUUGGGAACACACAUCUCGAAUGAUUUCUUCGAAUUAA
This is a messenger RNA of Rotaria socialis, 882 nucleotides long. The record is from the annotation of a GenBank genome assembly. Lineage: Eukaryota; Metazoa; Rotifera; Eurotatoria; Philodinida; Philodinidae.